Molecule: messenger RNA, 789 nt
Organism: Pocillopora meandrina
Lineage: Eukaryota; Metazoa; Cnidaria; Anthozoa; Scleractinia; Pocilloporidae
Source: the annotation of a GenBank genome assembly
AUGCAAUUGUACUUCUUGAUAGUCGCAGGACAUCUGCUUCCACUGUCCCUUAAAGAUGGCCUAGGUUACAUUCAGAGAGAAGCAUAUCAGAACCCAGAUUUUGCUGCUGUAAACCUUCAAGGGCCUGGAACUUAUGGCAAUCCUGUGAGAGUGAAUGACUUGCCAGAAGUUAAGCUGCACACAAAUUUUCAUUGCACACUGGAUGAGGUGUGGGAUUUAAGCAGUACUAUAAGUGAUGAUACCAUCAUUGCCACACUCCAUGGACAAGUCAAAGCAAAAGAUGUUCGUACCCUCAAGCCAGGUAACCAAAUAAAUGAUGUCGUGAUCAACUACAUUGGUCCAUUCUUAAUGAGUCAGAAAAAGGAUGUGUAUGUGGCAAGCACCUUUUGGCUAAAUCACUGCAGCCAAGAGCUGGGUCUUAAGGAAAUGCUUAGGUGUGAUUUUCACAAGUAUGAAAAGUUUGUAUUUCCUGUUCAUUGCCCUGGUCACUGGUGGUGUGUCUUAAUAGACAGGCCAAUGAAAUUGUAUGGGGAAUUUGACUCCCUUUGUAAAGAUCGAAGGAGUGAUUAUGUUUUUCAGGUCUUGUGCAGGGAAUUCAAAACUGCAAAUAUUGAUAUUUCUUCAUUUCGAAGGUUAAGUCAGGAGGAAAGAGAAAAGUUGCCUUCUCAAGGACAGAAUGUUUUUGACUGUGGUGUCUUUGUCUUGGGUUUUAUCAGUGCAUUUGUCAACAACUUGGAAAUGAAUUUCAGCUUAAGGGAUAUGCCAUUCCUGCGGAAUUCAUUUGCGAAA